This is a messenger RNA of Gymnodraco acuticeps, 2267 nucleotides long. It is a transcript of the gene sass6, whose product is annotated as SAS-6 centriolar assembly protein. Bases 203 to 1972 code for a protein of 589 amino acids. The transcript has 16 exons. Gene Ontology annotation, biological process: centriole replication. Lineage: Eukaryota; Metazoa; Chordata; Actinopteri; Perciformes; Bathydraconidae. The record is from RefSeq and is a predicted model, not a curated record. Gene Ontology annotation, cellular component: centriole; centrosome.
GAGGACCGUUCCGGUUCUGUUUCCAGGGUCGUACAGUUGGAGGGUGAAAAGCGCCAAAUCCAAAAUAUACUUCAGUAAUAACAACAACAAUGGGCCUUGUCCUAGUGAAGGAAAUGCUAGCCUCCCAGUAAGAAUAGUUAACCGCUUUAUUAACGUUAACGUGUCAGUUUGUUCCCCGAUAAAAGACUCGUUUAUUAACAACAUGGAGGAGCUGUUUUGCAAAGAGCUGCAGGUGAACGUGAGGUGCAGAGACUGCGAAGACAGGAAAGCAAAUAUCCGAGUCACCAUUGAGCUUCAGUUGACAAACAGUCCUGUGCACAAAAGGGAUCUUCUUGUACGACUAACAGAUGAUUUGGAUCCGUAUUUUCUUUUUAACCUCUCCAUAUCAGAAGAAGAUUUUCAAAGUUUGAAAGUCCAGCAGGGUCUACUGAUAGACUUUACGUCAUUUCCUCAGAAGUUUAUUGACCUGCUUAAUCUUUGCUAUUCUGAGCAAGCGUCCGAAAAUCCAAGGUUUCUUCUUCACUUGUCCACUCAGUCCCCAGUGCUUGAAGGCCCUGCCUCCUUCAGUGUUGUGGAGACGAAUGCCUUCAAACACCUGAACCACCUGUCCCUGCGGCUCGUUCAAGGCUCUGACAAAGAGAUCAAAGACUACCUGGCAGUGUGCCUCUCCUCCCUCAAGGCAGAGAAGCAGGCUGUGGAGAUGAAGCUGAAGAAGACUGAAGAUGAUCUGACCAGGCAGCUGAACUAUGCUCAACAGACUCUGUCAGAGAAAACAAAAGAGUUGGACAAAAUGCGCUCAGAGUGGACGAGUCAGAGCAGCUGUCUGUCCAGCCGUCAUUCUCUGGAGUUACAGUCGGAGAGAGAGAAGGCUGCAGAGUUGCAGAGCCGGCUGCAGCAGCAGACGGAGCAGAUCCGCCAGGAGCUGGAGAGCUCUCAUAAGACAAGCAGCCAGCAGCUCAACAGCAGACUCACAGAGCUGGAGGCCUCCUGCAGAGAGCUCACAGAGAGGAAGUACAAGAACGAGUCUGUCAUCAGAGACCUGAAGGUCAAACUAGUGGGUGCAGAAGAGGAGUGCCAGCGGUCCAAGCAGCAGGUCCUGUCUCUCAGGAGGGAGAACGGCACCCUGGACACAGAGGUCCACGACAAGGAGCGUGUGGUGAGCCAGCUGCAGAUGAGGGUGGCCGUUCUGGAGCAGGAGAUCAAAGAUAAGGAGCAGCUCAUGCGACGCACUAAAGAGGUGCUGGAAGCCACGCAGCAGCAGAAGGAAUCAAUUGAAGAAAAUGCUGAAAGUAAAGAACUUCACAAUAGGAAACUCGAGGCCACAGUGAAAUCUCUUUCUGAGGAGCUGAUAAAAGCUAAUGGCAUCAUUAAGAAGCUGCAGGGCGAGGUUCGAGGCCUGGUUGGAAAAAUUAAAGUAAAAAACACUGUGACCGUGUCACAGGAGAAGGUCCUCCAGGACACAUCAGAAAAACUCCAGAGUGUUGAAAAGGAUCUGCAGAGCACUCAGCAGCAGCUCAGCAGCAAGGAGGAGCAGGUUUCAAAACUGAAGGAGCAGCUGGAGACGACAGUACAGAAGCUCAAUGAAAGCAGAGAGGUGUUGAAAACCAAUGAGAAUGUUAUAAACUGGCUCAACAAGCAGCUAAAUGAAAAGCAGCUCUCCAGAAAGCCCCAGUCUCCUGAGUGUAUGGACACCCCUUCACUUCUAUCCACAGCACCAGCCCCGAGGGCACAGUUUUACCCUCAGACUGGCAGAGCUGCUGCUGAUGUCAUGCCUGCUGAGCAGCGAUCAGUGCAGGCAGCCAUCAGACACACUGGAGACUCGGACGGUCUGGACUCAAAGUACUUUGAGAAGAGAGAUGAUAGCAUACCAAUAUAUGGUCUGUCGUCAAAUCUUCUUCACAAAGACUUCCCUCAGCGAACAAAGCCCUCCAUAGCUUCUGCUUACUUCUCUGCAUUAAGCAUAAGCAGAUAAAGUUUCUUCUCAACUGGAGGUGGAUGUAAACGCAGCAAAAGCUCUCUACCCCGCUCCUGUUGGUGACCUGCUGUUGUUUUUAAGUAGCUUAUGUUGCUAUAUUAAUCCAUCCAUCAUCUUCUUCUAAUAGUUCAUGUUAAAACUGUCUGAAUGGUGGAUCCAGUGAUCAUGGAGAAUGUAUUAAAGUCAUUAAAUUAAAUAUUAAAAUUGUCCUGUUACAGUUUAUUAGGUUUUCAAGUCUUUAAGUGUUUGUGUUGUUCUUUAUUUUCUGUAAUAAACCGUUUUUUCGUCCUUA